CUGUUUUAAUUUGUUAUGUAAUACUUAACUAUGUUUUCUUGUAAUAUUGUCACUAUUGUCUUUUUUCAAUUUCUUUUGCAAUAUGUCUUGACAAAAAAUGUACUGGUUUUGGUAGUUGAUGAUGGAGGAUUUGAAAUAGGUGCUUAUGGAAACAAUGUAAUUAAAACACCAAACAUUGAUCUGCUAGCAGCAAGAGGUCUUUUAUUCAAUAAAGCUUUUACAUCAGUAAGCAGUUGUUCACCAAGUCGUGCAUCUAUCUUAACUGGACUUCCGACCCAUCAAAAUGGAAUGUAUGGAUUACAUCAUGGAAUUCACAACUUUAAUUCCUUACGAAAUAUAAAAAGUUUACCUAUAAUUUUAUCAAAUGAAGGGAUCAGAACAGGAAUAAUUGGGAAGAAACAUGUUGGUCCAGAGGAAGUAUUUCCAUUUGACUUUUCUCAAACUGAAGAGAACAAUUCUAUUCUGCAAGUUGGAAGAAAUAUAACAAAGAUUAAAUUUUUAGUUAGAAAUUUUUUUGAAAAAACAAAAAACAACUCAUUUCUAUUAUAUGUGGGGUUGCAUGAUCCUCACAGAUGCGGUCAUUCAAAUCCUAAGUAUGGAAAUUUCUGUGAACAAUUCGGUAAUGGGAAACCUGGAAUGGGCUUGAUACCUGAUUGGAUUCCAAUAAUCUACAAACCAGAAGACGUUAUUGUUCCCUAUCAUAUUCAAGAUACUUCUAUAGCUCGUGAAGACAUUGCAUCACAAUAUACUGUCAUUUCUCGUGCUGAUACAGGUAUAGGUCUUAUAUUAAAUGAACUAUCAGCUGCUGGACUUGAAAAUGAAACUCUUAUCAUUUUCACAUCAGACAAUGGUAUUCCUUUUCCUGCUGGUCGGACAAAUGUUUAUGAUUCAGGAAUAGCGGUUCCAUUAAUAAUCUCAUCACCUGACCAAAUAGUCUCAAAAAAUAAAACUACAUCAAACCUUGCUAGUUUGCUGGAUAUUACACCAACAAUAUUAGACUGGUUUAAUAUUCACUCAAAUGAACAUGCUUUUCAUUCAAAAUUUACUGGAAAAUCUCUUCUGCCAUUACUAAAUGGAGAAAUAAAUUCAGAGCAAAAAGCAGUAUUUUUUAGCCAUAAUUUACAUGAAGUUACAAUGUACUAUCCAAUGAGAGCAGUUAGAACGAAGAAAUAUAAAUUAAUACAUAAUCUAAAUUAUAGAAUGCCUUUUCCAAUAGAUCAGGAUUUUUACAUUUCGCCAACAUUUCAGGAACUUUUAAAUAAUACUAGAUUUAAAAAGCCAACUCAUUGGUACAGAAAAUUACAAGAUUAUUAUUACCGCCCAGAUUGGGAAUUGUACGAUGUAUUAGCAGAUCCAGAAGAAAAGUAUAAUAUUAUACACCAUUCUUCAUACAAUGUUACUCUGAAAAAGUUGAAAAUGAUUUUGGAAAAGUGGCAAGUGAAGACUAACGAUCCAUGGGUCUGUGGGACAACACAUGUUUUAGAAAACUCAACUUGUUUACCAUUAUAUAAUCUGUGAUACAAUCUUAUUUAUUUUUUAAAAAAUGGAUAUGUUCUCUACAUAUCAUAAUUUUAAUUAAAGCAAUCUGAGAAUUAAAUGUUUAAAAUCACUUAAAGAUAUAGCUUAUGAUUUAAUUUAUUAUUAAUCAAGUAUUUAUAUGGUCAUCAAUAAAGUUUACAUGAUAAUCAUGUAAUCAACUUUUA
Molecule: messenger RNA, 1703 nt
Organism: Nezara viridula (southern green stink bug)
Lineage: Eukaryota; Metazoa; Arthropoda; Insecta; Hemiptera; Pentatomidae
Source: the annotation of a GenBank genome assembly